AGUCUGGUCGAGUUUGGUCGCGGCAACUGACGGCGGUGUAUCGGGCGUCGUUCCUGACGGAAUUAUAUCGUUUUGAAACCAACGCCAGUCGUACAAAUAGGAUUUUUCAAAUCUUGGUGAAUACGUAUCGUGAGCCGAUCGGACAAGGUUAGUCAACUCGUCCAAAUUGCUUGGCGUCGGUGACCACCGAAAGGCCACGACGUGCGAAACAACGCUCAGACCGAAGUUCGGACAGGUCGAGUUUCGAGUUCGAAGCACGCGUGAACACGUGCGCUUGGUGUGUCUCUCGACCAACACGGCCAAACUUGACGCGAUACAUCAAAAUACAUAUAUACAUACAUACCGUCCCGCGAGGUCUCUAGAGGUUAAGGUCCGGAGAUUCCCAGAAGAUAGCGCUGCUGCCAAAUUUUCGUCACGCGCGGCGCCCCACAGAUAUCGAGCUUUUCAAGCACCAGCGACUGCGAGACGUUUAAUGCGAAUCCUUGCCAUCCGUGAAAGGAAGAUGGACGUAACGAUGACGGAGUUCGAGGAGAGCGUGUCCUUCGACGUCGACGACCCGGACUUCGCGCCUUCGACUCCUCUCGUUGCACAGACCGUCCUUACGGACGUCAAUCUGAAAGAGAUCGCCUUCAGCGUUAACGUUGCCAGCAACUGCACCAACAUGUCUGUCACGUCUGUUCAAAGCAACACCGAGAGCCUCUCUCGUCACGGGAGCAACGUAUCCUUGUCCUGCCACAGUCUGUGCGGAAGCGUUGACGAUGGGCUCCAGGGUUCUCAUCCUCAGUACCAAGACACCAUCUUGACCAUCGAGGAGCUACGUGCCCAGCUCAACUCCUGCUUUACGUGCGGAGUGUCGUGGAGCGAAGAACACGUCUCGCUGGACUGCAGCGAGUGCGGUGGUUAUUCUCUUCAGAGACCGUGCCCCUUGUGCGACGGACGUUGUCACACGUCAUGGAAACGGGAUCUUACCAUGUCCCAUGCCAGCGGUAAGGCACGGUGGAUCGGCGAAUGCGGUUUAAGCUGCGGCCCGUCCUUGGAUGAAUCUUUGGUGCCUGCGUUGGAAAAAUUACGAGCCACCUCGUGAGCAGAGCCCGUCACCGAUGGCGCGGCUGCAACCAUGCACAAGACUUAACCAUCACCAUCCAUCAGUGUGUCAUUUGCCACCCAUCAUCGUGCAUAUCCAUACGAAUGAAUGCGAACCUGUCCUUAAGGCGAGAAAAGCUCUCGGCGAGCGAGGCGGGAGGAAUGAGAGAGGCGGCGCCACGUCGUCGUCGGUUUUCGUAAAGUCCACAUCGUUGAUUGCUAGAUUUAAUUAGAGCGAAUACGUCAUUCUACGUCGCCUUCGUCGCGUCGUCCUGAUCACCGCUACCACCAAAGGAUCUGAAUGUGCAACGUCCAAGGGUGGACUCACCGAAUAUGUUAAUGGACAACUGCAUACUGGACUAAGCGGAAAUUGCAACAGGGCGGUUUCGUUUGAUUAUCGACCAAUAUUCUGGCAAUGGCUCCAAAUCACCAGGAAUUAGGCAAGGGAGAACGCUAGGCUUUGUCCCCUUCCGAGAAAAUGGUCCCCCUUUCCAGAUCUUUACGCCAAAGUCACUGAAGAGGUAACAACAUUUACAAGGUGUGCUCAACAAAUUAUCAGUGGUCGACUGGACAGCGAGAUAUAAAUUACGAUUCUCCUUCGAAGAUUUCGUCAAUUGUAAUCAACUUUUGAUCAGCGGUUCUGAAUCGGCGAGGAUUACGCGAAGAAAGACAUAUCUAUCGGUCAUCGGUUCCAUUCUCAUUUGAGUGAGUUACACACACACACACAGACACACACACGCAACAUACACCCACACCUACACCUACACCUUGCGUGACAUCGCUGAGGAAAGUAGAAUAUUAGAGGGAAGUACAGGGGAUCCACGGUGUGUAUAAGUUACUAUCGGAUACAUUCGUUAUUAGGAGGUCGUCAACCAACUCGUUAGCGUUAUGUCGAUGACUCUUGAACAAACACCGAAAAAAGCCAUCCAAGUAUCAAAUCCUACUUCUGAAUUCUUGACAACUCGGUUACAUGCAAAAAUUUAUUCAGACUCGUUCAUUCUCGAUAAUGUCAACCGUGAUUGUAGUUGCUAGUUCGCGAGCAAUUUAGGAAUAAUAUAAGUCAUCAGCGCGAAGAUACGAGUAUGCGGUUUGGAUAAAUUUUUGACCCUCCUCUGCUCAUGACAUCAGAGAUCGUUGGCGACCCCGAAUCACUUUUUUGCGAGAUUUGAAACAUAUUGCAUUGGCCUCCGGAGACCAGGAUAUGUUUUUAUGUUAAUGUGAACUUUAGAGUAUAAGUUAAAGCGAUAAAACAGCCGAUCGACGAAUCGAAGAACUGCAUUGUAAGGCAGACCGAACAAUUUGGAUUGUAAAACCAAUUUUGAAAGUAGUUGAAUAGUUUUUUUUUUUUUCGGAAAUUAAUCGGACAGUGAUAUUAUUCAUACUAAAAAGUCUCGAAAUUCAGAAACAGUGCUGUUUUGUGCGAUUCGAAAAUUAUACGCUACCUUCUCAUAUAAUUUCUUUGAUUUGAUCGAUAUAUUUCGGCGUUAAGCAGAGCCAAACUGAGAUCAAGUGAAAUCAAAGACAUGAAAAUGGCGAGAAUUUGUUAGGAAGACAAAAUAUCUAGUGUAAGUGUUUUUAGCUAACGCGAAAUGACUUAAAGAAGCAUUUAUGUCGACGAGAAAUAAGAUCCUGAAUUUAUAUAUCAUUACUUCAGCGAUUUUGUCAAUUCAUUUGUAGGCCUAUCACAACCGACAGACAAUUUCGGCCGACACAUGUUCCAUUGCGCGGAAUUCAUACUCAUCCGAAAUUCAUCGCCAUUUAAGUUAAAAGUAAUUGUAAAACUUUCCGAAGUAUUAUCUCAAGACAGAUCUUAGUUGUAUCGCUCUAGAAUUUUUCUUCGGUUGUAAUUUUUAUUUAAUCUCUCUGUAAAAUUAUUAUUUAUGACCAUAUGCUUUGAAAUUAUGGGCUUAAUAAAUAAUAUUUGUCAA
This is a messenger RNA of Orussus abietinus, 3011 nucleotides long. It is a transcript of the gene Pino, whose product is annotated as protein pinocchio. The transcript has 6 exons. Lineage: Eukaryota; Metazoa; Arthropoda; Insecta; Hymenoptera; Orussidae. The record is from RefSeq and is a predicted model, not a curated record. The coding region runs from base 473 to 1084 and encodes 203 amino acids.